CCCCCCAGCGUCGUCGUCUAGGAGACGCUGCGGUAGCGGGGCUGGGCCGUUGGGAUGCGCCGGGAGAGAGCGGGGGCGGCCCGGGCGGCGUCGCCCGCAGCGGUCUGGAGCGCGGCAGAUGCUUGUAAGAAUGGCUGCACUAUUCCGUACCUUGCUGCUGAAUCCUAAGCUGGCUAUAAACCCGAGGAAGACAACUGAGUGUCUUAUGCCAGUGGGUGGUUUCUCAUCAUUGAAUAACUACAGCAUUGUGGAAAAAAACAUACAAUCGUUUUAAAACAUAUAAGGAGUAUAGAAGUUCUUUAUAAAAAGAGGUAAAAUUAAAAGUUUUCAAGGCUUCCAACUAUCCUGGUCUUACAAAAUGAAACGGUACACAACUUUGAAACAACUUGGUGAUGGUACCUAUGGCAGUGUACUGAUGGGGAAGAGCAAUGAGUCAGGCGAGCUUGUGGCUAUCAAAAGAAUGAAAAGGAAAUUCUAUUCUUGGGAUGAGUGUAUGAAUCUGAGAGAAGUCAAGUCUUUGAAGAAACUGAAUCAUGCCAAUGUAAUAAAACUGAAAGAAGUUAUCCGAGAAAAUGACUACCUUUAUUUUGUGUUUGAAUACAUGAAGGAAAAUCUGUAUCAGUUAAUGAAAGACAGGAACAAGUUGUUCCCUGAGCCAGUCAUCAGAAACAUUAUGUAUCAGAUAUUACAAGGGCUAGCUUUUAUACAUAAGCACGGUUUUUUCCAUCGGGAUAUGAAGCCUGAAAACCUUCUGUGUAUGGGGCCAGACCUUGUGAAAAUUGCUGAUUUUGGUUUGGCUAGAGAACUUAGGUCUCAACCACCAUACACAGACUAUGUUUCUACAAGGUGGUAUCGAGCACCUGAAGUCUUGCUGAGAUCUUCUGUUUAUAGUUCUCCUAUUGAUAUAUGGGCAGUUGGCAGCAUCAUGGCUGAACUGUACACACUAAGACCUCUCUUCCCAGGCACAAGUGAAGUAGAUGAAAUAUUCAAAAUUUGCCAAGUGUUAGGGCCCCCAAAGAAGAGUGACUGGCCAGAAGGAUACCAGCUUGCAUCUACCAUGAAUUUCCGCUUCCCACAGUGUGUCCCUGUACAUCUAAAAACUCUCAUUCCAAACGCUAGCAAUGAGGCAUUGAAGCUUAUGAGUGAUAUGCUGAACUGGGAUCCAAAGAAACGACCAACAGCAAGUCAGGCAUUGAGGUAUCCUUAUUUUCAAGUUGGCCAAGUUUUAGGACCCCCUGCACAAUAUUUGGAACAGAAACAGUGUCCUGCUAAACCACUUCAGUCAACUGAGCCAAAGCCAAUUCCACCCAAAUUAGAACCUGUAUCAAAACUAGAUUCUGUAUCCAAGCCAGAAUCUCUGCCUUCACCUGAUGCAUCUGACAGUGCUCAGCCACAGCCUCUGUCAAAGAUUAAUCAGCAGCCUCUCCAGCAAAUUCAGCUACAACAGAAUACAACCAACCAACAGCUCUCCAAACAGCUGCAGCCCCUACAGCCACAGCCAUUUCUUCCAAACAUCAACAAAUGCUCGUCACCAAACCAAGGAGCCAGUGGCCCUCAAAACAGUGCAGUGGGUCUUAAAAAUUGUAGGAGAAGAUGGGGGCAAACUUUGUUAAAGACUACAGACAGUUGGGAGGACUUGGAUGAUUCAGAAUUUGAAAUUUCAUAUUCCAAGAAGCCCAGCAUUGCACUCUUAAAGGAAAAGAAAACAAAGGAUUCUCUCUUUAUUGUGCCAGAGCCAAAGGCCUCAUGUUGUAUCCAGUCAGGAGGGGAAAACAAGGUUCUGAUGAGAAAUGAUUCUGGAAUAUCUAAUACAUCAGCAAAACAAUACUACCUGAGACAAGCAAGGUAUUUUCCUGGUGUAAACCCUAAGAACAUCUCCUUAGUAUCCACCAAUAAAGAAGGAUCUCAUGGAACCUGGAACAAUCCAUUACUUUCCAAACCACUAGGAUCUAUUGGAGGGGGUGUGUCUUUCAGCAGAAAUAAUGCAGGUGCUCCUUACAGUCCCUCUGGAGGAUAUAUCCCUUCCUUUCAGGAAAAAGAAGUUGGAUCAGCAGGACAAAGGAUACAGCUAGCCCCUCUGGGUGCAUCAACAUCAGAUUAUUCUUGGAAAACAAAAGCUGCCCGUGCUCAAUUAUCAGGACCUACUUACACUCCAGCAGCAAAACACAUGAGCAUCUUAACCCGCCCUCCCCCAGUUCAGCCAGUGCAUGGCAGAACAGACUGGACAGCUAAGUACGGUGGACAUCGAUAGAAGCAUUAUCUCAGAGUGCCGUUGCUGUGCUCGUGGCUUUCUGUCUUUCCACCCUGGGAUGCUAGGAAUGCUCCUCUGCCCUUUACUGUCUGAAGACUAUGCAAAAAUAGAACAAAAAAAGACUUAUGAGCUGUAGAAAAUGUAAUAUGUUUUAUAUAGAAAUAUUGUUUAACACAUCGGCUAUUAAGGUAGGAUUUUAUAAAAUAUUGUAUAAAGCAUCUUGCCAAAACUGCUGAGUAUUUAAAACAAUUAAUAAAAGGUAUGUUUCACUAGGGUGGGGCAGGGAGGAGAACCCUUUCUAUAGACCUAUUGCUAUCCUGCAUAUUCCUAAAAGAACUUGACUAUAGAGUAAUUUCUUCUGGGAGUAAUCCUGCAUGGGUGAUCUGUGCUUUCAUGUAGGUAAGCAGCAAGUGAUAAGCUGAGAUGUAGCAGCACUAGGCUACCAAUGUUGCUUUCUUGCGCAGUUUCAGUGCUCAAGGCAAACAGGCACUAUUCAGAGCAGAAGCCAAUGCUAUACUGCUAGUUCAACAACAGUUCCUAGAAUCAAGCUGUACGUGUUUAGUGAUUAUUUAAGGUUGGACUGUGCAAACCUGUUUGAACACUUACUCCUACAAAUAUAGCCAUUGCUGGGACCACUUCUACAAACAUAAGAAAAGGCUGCAUAUUCUAGACUAAAACAGUGAAGUGUAGUAAUGGCAGUUCUGCAAAAUGGCUUACCAAGUACUGAUCAUUAGUCAUAGGGCCAAGUAUAGUAAUAUUUGAUAGAUUCUGUUCUCCUAUAAUCUAUGUCCACAGUGAACCUAGUCUGCCCUGGGGAACUCACAGUGACAUUACUGGGAGUCAACGUCACUGCAACAUGGUACAUUGGCAAAAGGCUUAGCUAUCUCCCAUUAGCUGUAUGAUUACAGUUUUUGUGAUUACCAAGAAGAGGUAGUUGAACUACAGAAAUCCCCACUGCAUACAAAAAUCCAUUAAAAAAACAAAAACCUGUAAAACCCAGGAAACAGGCAAAAGAAAAGCAAUAUAAACACACUUUUGGAGUGUAGAUAAGGAACCACCUUCUGGUCUUUAACAUGAACACAGACUCCAUUGAUGCCAAUACAGGUUACAUAAUAUCCCAGCAUCUAUUAACUGUACUUUAAUAUGCUUUGUUCCUCCUUUAUGUUUUAAUAAAUUGAAGCACCUCACCCCUUCCAAUGAAUUUUCUCAGAAUUCCAGUCUGGGAAACUUGCUGUUAAAACCUGCAGUUAGAGCAGACAUUGUAGACUUGAUAGCUACAUUAAACUUGCCAAUUUAAAAGUACACGGUGACUAUGUACUAUAUCUUAUUUAGAGGUAUAAAGCUCUUAGAUGGAUCCGUGUGUUUUAAAAGGCAGGGUGGGAAUAUUUGGUACGAUUUGUUUUUGUGUAAGAUAUUUAAAUUUGUGUUGCAGACAUAUUCUACCAGAAUCCAGUAGCUAUGCAAUUUAAAGGAGCUUGAUUUUACCAAGAAUCAAGUAUUUUGGCAAGGUCAUAAGGUCUAUAUUGAAUGCAACUCUUCAUGUAACAAUGUUAUAUAGAUUUUAAUUAAGCCCCAUUUAUUAAGUAACUUUUCUAUUUUUUGUUCUCCACGGUACCUUCCUUCUAUUAUUUAAAAGCAGGGGUUUUUAGGGUAGCAGUAGUGACUUAGAGGACAGAGACUCAGACUUUACAAAACAGGUUCAUUCAUGACUGCAAUGUGAAUUGAAAGGCACUGACUUCAUAAUAAAAGAUCACUUCUCAGGACAAUAAGAUGCUGCUGAUUUAACGGUCUUUUCCUCUGGUCAAAGAACUAUUUAAUGGUAAAUAGCGUGUGUACUGUAUAACUCACUAGGAAGUCACUUGGGAAAGAAAUUCCAGAAAACUAAAAUAGCUGUUGUGUUGUAAACAUGAAUAUAUGCCAUCUGUUACUCUAUUUAGAGUAAAGACAUGUAUCCAGCCAGAGCUGACCUCUGAUCACUUAUAACCCAAACAUAACCAUCUGUUUUUGCAGUGCUUACAGGCCUGAUGCAGCGUAUUUAGUCAGAAGAGGUUAAAAUACACUGUUAUCUAGUUCAUUAGAUUUUUUUUUAAUAUUUACUGAAUUUAAAAACUCUAAAAGUAGCUCUCAGUAGUUUAAAAACAAUCUGAAGAAUUUGGAAAAAGCGCAACAUUUCUUCCACUUGCUUUGGGUAGCUGCUGCUUCUCCAGGACACAAGAGGUCACUACAGAAGUUAGUAAAACUCACAGAGAUAAAAUAUAUUUUCCCCUUCUGUGGGACAACUGGGAUGUUUAAUACAAAUAACAUUUAACAAUAAUCUUUGGACCAAAUUUCAGAAGGCAGGUCAGAAUAAGUCCCAUCUGACUGAGGUCUUGUUUUCCCUGGAUUCUAAUUACACACAACUGUAGUUAAUGGCUCAUUAAGGAGUUAGAGAUAGAUGCUUUACUAUCUGAAAACUGCCUUACCUCACCAGUCUGUUUUUUUGCAGACACAUAUGUGUCUUUGUAUUUUAAUUCCACAGCAGUAAUGUAAAGAGGCAGGGCAUCUGCCUAGGAUAUUUAGUUUUGUUAACCCUUUAGGGGUAGAUCCACUGAAAAACCUAGGUGCCUCCAGCACCCUGCUGGCCCCUGAAGUGGAAUCCAGAACCUAGAGCACCCUGUACAGUGCUUGGGGAGUCCAGCAUCUCAGAAAGGCAAUCCAAAAAACCCCACAAACCUAGAGCUAGCCAAUAGGAAGCACUGAAUACAAUUGUCUCUCUGAAAUCCCUACUCCCUCAAAGAUUUAUAGGCUAGUAGAGACAGCAAGAGGGAGCAUGACACUACAGCAGUCUAGUUAAGGUACUCAGCUGGGAAGCACUUAGGGUGUCCUGUGCUGUGGUCCAUGUUCCCUGGACUGUUUCUGUUUUUUUAAUCCAGUGACUGUUUAAUGUAAAAAGCACAAAUGGACCUGGGAGCAGGGACAACAGCCCACAAUUUCCACCCCCUUUGUCAAGUACUCAAACCAACAGGUUAAGUAAUUCCUAUGUAUCCUUAGUAUUCAGAAGAAUGGAUGCUGUACCCCAUACUACAAAGCCAGUUGCUUACGUCUGGGCAGUGCUGGGUAUGUGUGAAAUAAGGGACUACAGCACUUUCAGGUCAUGGGGAGAUGCCUGCCAAGUUUAGGUGCCUCAGGGUUAGGCAGACAGUAAAUAGGCUUGUUGCUUUUAAAUCACAAUUAUGGACUUAAAACCCCUCAUAUCUACUACCUCCUGUUGAAAAUAUCCAAGUCCUUUUUUAGAUCUCACCUCCAGUCCUUAAGCAGAGCUAUGUACAAAAACUAUACUUGCCUUACCCCCCCAACAUGUUGCUCAUUCAAAUAAUCUCAAACACACAUUUUUCUUUGAAAAUUGUCAAGCUUUAAUGCAGUGUGUCCCAGGAACAAUGGGGCUAGAGGGAAGCCCCGGCCCAGAGCCAGAGGAAACGCUUGCUUAUGCUCCGCAGGAGGUGAGAGCGGUAGCGGUGUGCAGGCCGGGGAACCACCCGCGUGGCUCGUUAGCCGCGCUUUCAUAGAGUUGGAGCGGAGUGACGUCAGAGAGAGGCGCCGCUUGGCGGAAAUAAAACGCGGCCCCGAAGGCAGAGAGGGCGCACUGUGGGAGGACACGAGGCCCGGAGGGAAGCCUGAGACUGGAACCGGGCACCUGCACGGGGUCUUUGCUGUGGGCUGAAUAGGCUGCAGCAGCGCCGGAGGCUGGGAGAGCUGC
Messenger RNA from Alligator sinensis (Chinese alligator), 5987 nucleotides. RefSeq names its product male germ cell associated kinase (gene MAK). Gene Ontology annotation, molecular function: protein serine/threonine kinase activity; ATP binding. Gene Ontology annotation, biological process: cilium assembly; protein phosphorylation; intraciliary transport. The transcript has 14 exons. NCBI's taxonomy places the organism in Eukaryota, Metazoa, Chordata, Crocodylia, Alligatoridae. Gene Ontology annotation, cellular component: nucleus; cytoplasm; cilium. The coding region runs from base 359 to 2251 and encodes 630 amino acids. The record is from RefSeq and is a predicted model, not a curated record.